CCAACUAAAAUAGUCAAUUAGUAAUCGGGUUCGAUGUUCACCCAAGAAAGGACACGCAUGCGUGAUAAUGAGAAAAUAGAAAUCUUCCGCGAAAAUUCGGCUUGUUGAAGGUUGCCAGACGUUUGGCUUAAAUAUAGGGAUCUGGCGGUGAAUGAGUAGAGAAAGGAAUGAAUGGAACAGACAAUGGGGGGUUCAUCAAUGGCAGUGGUGACAACAGAGAAAGGGUGGCCAUAUUGGAUGCUGGUGCCCAGUAUGGCAAGGUUAUUGAUAGAAAAGUUCGAGAACUUUUUGUGGAAUCUCAGAUUUUGCCAUUAGAUACACCUGCAUUUACCCUGAAAGAGGAAGGUUACAGGGCAAUUAUCAUAUCAGGAGGACCCAACUCUGUCUAUGCUGAAAAUGCUCCCAGAUAUGACCCAGAAAUAUUUGCUUGUGGACUGCCAGUGUUGGGAAUCUGCUAUGGCAUGCAGAUGCUAAAUAAAGAAUUUGGUGGAAGUGUGCAUCCUAAAGAAGCAAGAGAAGAUGGUCAAUUCACAAUAACUAUAGACACAAAUUGUUCUUUAUUCAGGUCCUUAAAGAAAGAGCAGAAUGUAUUGCUGACACAUGGAGACAGUAUUGACACGGUGGCUAAUGGCUUCACUGCCAUAGCUCACUCAGGAAAGAUUAUAGCUGGUAUUGCCAAUGAGGAAAAGAAAUUAUUUGGUCUUCAGUUCCAUCCUGAAGUUGAUUUGACGGACCAGGGCAAAGAGAUGAUGAGUCACUUCCUGUUUGACGUCGCCAAGUGUAAAGGAAUGUUUACAAUGCAGGGACGUGAGGCGGAGUGUCUGAAGUAUAUCACAGAAGUCACAGGAAACCACAAAGUCUUGAUGUUGUUGAGUGGAGGAGUGGAUUCAACAGUUUGUGCAGCACUAUUACACAAAGCUUUAUCCAAGGAGCAGGUCAUUGCUGUCCAUAUAGACAAUGGCUUCAUGCGGAAAAAUGAAAGUCAGAAUGUUGUACAGUCUCUUAACAAAAUAGGGCUAAAUGUGAAAGUUGUGAAAGCAGCUCAUACAUUUUACAAUGGAUCAACAUCCAUAUCAGUGAAGACUGGAGAUUCCACACCACGUAAACGCAAAACAGAAAGGCUUAAUACAGUCGUAUGUCCGGAGGAGAAGAGAAAAAUUAUUGGGGAUACAUUUAUGAGGGUAGCAAAUGAAGUUUUAGAGGAAUUGAAUUUAAAACCAGAGGAUGUGUAUUUAGGCCAAGGCACAUUGAGGCCGGAUUUGAUUGAGAGUGCUUCAGAGCUUGCCAGUGGUAAAGCUGAUGCCAUAAAGACUCACCACAAUGACACAGAACUGGUGAGAGAACUACGCAGACAGGGCAGAGUGGUAGAACCGCUCAAAGACUUCCACAAGGACGAAGUCCGCACCAUAGGCAAAGACCUAGGGCUUCCUCCAGAACUUGUUCAUAGACACCCAUUUCCAGGGCCAGGACUUGCUAUCCGUGUGAUAUGUGCAGAGGAAGCAUACAUGUGUAAGGAUUUUGCUGAGACUAGCAUUCUGCUCAAAUUCCUUAUGGACUUCUCAAAUUCAGUCAAAACACCACACACACUAAUUACCAGACUGAAGAACAGUACUUCAGAGGAGGAGCAGCAGCAACUGAAGCAAAUCAGUGAAGAGGCUCAGCUCUUCUCUACACUGUUACCAAUCAAAACCGUUGGGGUUCAGGGAGAUUGCAGGACCUAUAGUUACGUGGUAGGAAUAUCUAGUGACAGUGAACCAAACUGGGAGAACUUGAUGAUACUUGCCAAACUUAUUCCACGAAUAUGCCAUAAUAUAAAUAGGGUAGUUUAUAUAUUUGGUGGUUCCGUGCGGUUCCCUGUGGAGGACAUCACCCCCACCUACCUAACCAAUGGAGUACUGAGCACGCUCAGACAGGCCGACUACCUGGCCACGGAGGUGUUACACGCAACCAACACGACCUCCAGCCUCAGUCAGAUGCCGGUCAUUAUCAUACCUGUCCACUUCGACAGGGACCCCGUCAAAAACAGUCCAUCGUGCCAGCGCUCCAUCGUGAUAAGGACCUUCAUCACCAAUGAUUUUAUGACUGGAAUCGCAGCGACACCAAACAAACAAUUUCCUGCUCAGGUUUUGAACCAGAUGGUAGAAAGAAUCUCGACUGUUCCAGGAAUAUCCCGGGUUUUGUAUGACCUCACUUCCAAGCCACCGGGAACCACGGAAUGGGAAUAGAAGGGGAAAGUGUCAGUCAUGGACAAUAGAAUGCUGUCUCCACAAGUUUAGGAAACAAAUUAUAGUAUUGAUAGUGCUUGACAAAACUAUUUGAUAAUUUAAUAAAGGUUUCAAUUUUU
Messenger RNA from Magallana angulata, 2344 nucleotides. RefSeq names its product GMP synthase [glutamine-hydrolyzing]-like. Lineage: Eukaryota; Metazoa; Mollusca; Bivalvia; Ostreida; Ostreidae. The record is from RefSeq and is a predicted model, not a curated record. Gene Ontology annotation, molecular function: GMP synthase (glutamine-hydrolyzing) activity; ATP binding; GMP synthase activity. The transcript is spliced from 16 exons. Gene Ontology annotation, biological process: GMP biosynthetic process. Gene Ontology annotation, cellular component: cytosol. Bases 168 to 2225 code for a protein of 685 amino acids.